UAAAUUUGAUGUAUCUCUAAUUUGGACUAUAGUGGGAAACUUUUCUGGACUCUGAGGGACGUGUCAUGAAUUCAAAGGAUUUGAUUAAAAGAAUAUUUUAUGGUGGAUUGGAGCACGAAUUGCGGAAGGAGGUUUGGAAGUUCUUGUUGGGAUAUUAUGAAUAUGAAUCAACAUAUGCUGAGAGGGAAUAUCUUGAAUCAGUGAGGAAAUUAGAUUAUGAAACUAUAAAAUCUCAAUGGAAGAGUAUUUCGGUGGUACAAGCUAAAAGGUUUACAAAGUUUAGAGAACGAAAAAGUUUAAUUGACAAGGAUGUGGUCAGAACAGACAGAUCUGUCCCUUAUUUUGAAGGAGAUGAUAAUCCAAAUGUUAUAGUUCUACGUGAUAUACUGUUGACAUAUUCAUUUUAUAAUUUUGACCUUGGAUAUUGUCAGGGUAUGAGCGACCUUUUAUCGCCUAUACUAUUUGUUAUGAGGGAUGAAUAUGAGGCUUUCUGGUCUUUUGUUGCGCUGAUGGAGCGCUUGGGGCCCAACUUCAACCGUGAUCAAAGUGGAAUGCACUCCCAACUUUUUGCAUUGUCUAAGCUGGUAGAGCUUCUGGAUCAUUCGCUGCAUAAUUACUUUAGGCAGGCAGAUUGUCUAAAUUAUUUCUUCUGUUUCCGUUGGAUUCUCAUACAGUUCAAAAGAGAAUUCGAGUACGAGAAGACAAUGCACUUGUGGGAGGUGUUAUGGACACAUCAUCUAUCAGAGCACUUCCAUCUUUACAUAUGCAUUGCCAUACUUAAAAGUCACAAGAAAAAGAUAAUGGAGGAGCAGAUGGAUUUUGAUACUCUCUUAAAAUUUAUCAAUGGGCUCAGUAAUCAAAUUGAUCUUGAUUCAGUAAUUCGAGAUGCCGAGGCCUUGUGUGUUUGCGCUGGAGGAAAUGGAGCUGCCUGUAUUCCACCUGGUACCCCACCAUCUUGUCCAGUUGAUUUAGAUGCUGGACUCUAUGAUCAGCAAGAUGAUGAAAUAUUGUGAAGGUUUUUUUAACAUAUUUGCAUAGUCACAGGAAACUAUUUGAAUUGUUUAAAUUAUUGCCAGCAAUAUUGUAAUAUUCUUUCGCUCUCAACCCAUCUAUAUUUUUUCUACUAGAUAAUUGUGAUAUCUAGUGGGAUAAAAGCUUGAUGUUGUUGUUGUAUAAUUGUGAUAUCUGAAGCCAUUUCUUGGUUUAUAUAUAUAAUUUUUUUUUAAUCAAAUUCAGUA
Molecule: messenger RNA, 1238 nt
Organism: Dendrobium catenatum
Lineage: Eukaryota; Viridiplantae; Streptophyta; Magnoliopsida; Asparagales; Orchidaceae
Product: TBC1 domain family member 15-like
Exons: 7
Coding region: 66-1013 (315 amino acids)
Biological process (GO): activation of GTPase activity
Molecular function (GO): GTPase activator activity
Source: RefSeq, a predicted model, not a curated record